ACUCUUUCUUUCUUGUUUCAAUUGCUAUAAGAUGGCUACAGACAUUAGUGAUUUCGUUCUUCGACCUAAUGUAGGGAGUUCAGGAAGAGCCACACGGGUUCGCUCAAAUUUCUUUCAAGUUCAAACACUUCCAACUUGCGAUAUCUACCACUAUGAUGUGGCUAUUGAUCCUCCUCAGCUACCAAUUGGUAAGCAAAGAGAAGUCUGGAAGACGUUGGAAGUAACUACUGGCGAGGAGUUUUUUAAUGGUGCGAAAGCUGUCUUUGAUGGCCGUAGAAAUAUCUUUUCUUCUUCUAAACUUCGUUUGGGUGAAGAACAAGCCAAGAAAUUUGAUGUCAACAUUCAAGAAGGACGUCGUGUAAGUCAAUACUCUGUUCGUAUCAAAAAAGUGGGAGUGAUAGACAUGAAAGAACUGCCUUUGUUUUUGAAUGGGAAAUCAAGUGCCACUUCAAAUUGUUUAUCUGCUAUUAUGGUAUUGGAUAUUCUCAUUCGAAAUGUUCCUACUUUAAACAGUGUCACUAUUGGUCGUUCCUUCUAUAGUCCUAAAGGCAAAAAGCCUUUAUCUAACGCUACUGAAGUCUGGCAAGGUUAUUAUCAGUCUGCUCGUCCCACUGUUGGUGAAAUGAUGAUAAACAUUGAUGUUAGUGCUACCGCCUUCUGGGAGCCUGGCCCCUUGCCUGAACAAGUUGUCAAAAUAUUGAACCGUCGUUCUGUUGAUGAGCUCCGUAAUGGCAUACCUGAAAGAGAACGCUUAAGACUCACAAAAAUCAUCAAGGCUAUUCGUAUCGAAGUGACGCACCGUGGUGGAAUAAAUCGCAAAUACAAGAUCCGUAACUUGACUGAUACUUCUGCUGAUGAUACUUUUUUUGAAGACCCUUCUGGAAAGCAGAUGUCUGUGACUCAGUAUUUCUUCGAUACUUACAAAAAGCGUUUGACAUAUCCCUUCUUGCCUUGUGUCGUUGUUGGACAAACAAGCUUUCUUCCCAUGGAAGUCUGUAAUAUUUUUGAAGGCCAAAGACUUGCCAGAAAGUUAAAUCAAAUACAAACUGCUGAAAUGAUCAAGUUCACGUGUCAAAAUCCAGCUGUUCGUGCCAAUAAAAUUAACCAAGGUUUUGCAGAGAUAAACUACCGUAGAAAUGAAUAUAUGCAAAACUUUGGCAUGACGGUUGAUAAUCAGAUGGCUCUUGUUGAUGCUCGUGUACUUCCUGCUCCCAGAAUCAAUUAUAGUACUACUACUCCUGAAGGCUCUUUUGUUCCCUCAAAUGGUGUUUGGAGUUUGAGGGGUAAAAGACUUGCUCGAGGUGUUACUCUUGGCUCUUGGUCUAUUGUCAAUUUUGCUGGUAACAUCCCUCAACCUGCCAUUCAAAGAUUUGUUCGUGAGUUGUGUCAAACUUUUGUUGACAUUGGUUUAAAUGUCAUUAAACGUGAGCCUCCUGUCCUCGCUGCUGAUCCUCAAGGCAAUAUUGAUCGUUCCUUGAAGGAAGCAUGGUUAAGAGCUGGUCAUGCUGCCAAUGCUGAACCUCAACUCAUUGUCUGUGUUCUGCCCAAUACGGGUACUUCUCUCUAUGCCGAAAUCAAAAGAAUUACUGAUACUGUCAUUGGUGUUUCUUCUCAAUGUCUUCAAUCUAAACAUAUAAGAGAUGCUAAAAAACAAUAUUGCGCUAAUGUGGCUCUCAAAGUAAACAUCAAGUUGGGUGGUAUAAACUCGUAUAUGGAACCUUCCGAAAUACCAUUUAUUUCUGAGCGUCCUACCAUUGUAUUUGGUGCAGAUGUUGUUCAUCCUCCUGCUGGAGACACAAACAAACCCUCUAUCGCUGCACUUAUUGCCUACAUGGAUUCUCGUGCUUCUAGAUGCUCCUCCACAGUCCGAGUGCAGACGCAUCGCACAGAAAAUAUCGUCGAUCUCGGCAAUAUGGUAAAAGAAUUACUCAAAUCUUUUUAUCAAAGUUGUGGCCAAAAGCCUGAACGAAUCCUCUUUUAUCGUGAUGGCGUAUCUGAAGGUCAAUUCAAGAAUAUUCUUGAAAACGAAGUUUCUGCUAUUCGUGCUGCCUGUGCCUCUCUAAAUGGGAGCUAUAAGCCAAGUAUCACUUUCGUCGUUGCCCAAAAACGCCACCAUGCUCGUUUCUUCCCCCUGCAAAGAAACGAUGCUGAUCGUAGUGGUAACUGUCAACCUGGUACUGUGAUUGAUACCAAUAUUGUCCAUCCUUUUGAGUUUGACUUCUACCUUCAAUCUCAUGCUGGUCUUCAAGGCACUUCUCGUUCUACUCACUAUCAUGUUCUUUAUGACGAUAACCACUUCACUGCCGAUUCUCUUCAGGAAUUGACUUACCGUCUCUGUUAUACCUAUGGUCGUGCUACUCGAUCUGUCUCACUUGUUCCAGCAGCUUAUUAUGCAGAUUUGGUGGCCGCUCGAGCUCGCUUCCAUUUUCGUGGCUAUCAAAGCUUUUCGGAAUCCACUGAUAUUUCCGAAGCCAUGGACAUUAGCAACUUUGCCGAGGUUAAGCCAGCGCUUCAAAGAGUCAUGUACUUUAUGUAAUUUUCUCUUAUUCAAGUACAUACAUCAUGUUUUAAUCCUCCUCAUACAUUUUUCAGUGAAUAAUAUUCUUAUUUGAACAAUACUAGGUCCUAUAUAUUCUAUUGAAUAAAAGAAAGCUAUCAAUUUUAGGAAACAGGAUGAUUUUUUAAACGAG
This is a messenger RNA of Gilbertella persicaria, 2690 nucleotides long. Its product is annotated as Piwi domain-containing protein. Lineage: Eukaryota; Fungi; Mucoromycota; Mucoromycetes; Mucorales; Choanephoraceae. Bases 32 to 2536 code for a protein of 834 amino acids. The record is from RefSeq and is a predicted model, not a curated record. The transcript has 3 exons. Gene Ontology annotation, molecular function: RNA binding; protein binding.